This is a messenger RNA of Cyphellophora europaea CBS 101466, 333 nucleotides long. RefSeq lists its product as uncharacterized. Gene Ontology annotation, biological process: mRNA splicing, via spliceosome; spliceosomal snRNP assembly. Gene Ontology annotation, cellular component: catalytic step 2 spliceosome; U1 snRNP. NCBI's taxonomy places the organism in Eukaryota, Fungi, Ascomycota, Eurotiomycetes, Chaetothyriales, Cyphellophoraceae. The record is from RefSeq and is a predicted model, not a curated record. Gene Ontology annotation, molecular function: RNA binding. The coding region runs from base 1 to 333 and encodes 110 amino acids. The transcript is spliced from 3 exons.
AUGAGUGUGCGUCUCCUUCCCGAAACGUGCGAAACACCUGCUAAUAUAGACCAGUUUGCGCCUGUCAACCCUCGGCCGAUGCUGCAGUCGCUCAUCAACGAGGAUGUCAUAAUCCGCCUCAAAUGGGGUCAGACCGAAUAUAAAGGCAGACUGAUAAGCGUCGACUCGUAUAUGAACAUUCAGCUAUCAGGCACUGAAGAAUACAUAAACCGCAAACAUACCGGUACAUUGGGCCAGGUCCUUAUUCGCAGGUGUAACAAUGUCCUAUGGAUUUCCGCGGCUAAAGGGGUGGAAAUGAACGGAGAUGCGUCGGACGUGAAGAUGGAGGGUUGA